Molecule: messenger RNA, 8963 nt
Organism: Chlamydomonas reinhardtii
Lineage: Eukaryota; Viridiplantae; Chlorophyta; Chlorophyceae; Chlamydomonadales; Chlamydomonadaceae
Exons: 31
Coding region: 335-8365 (2676 amino acids)
Biological process (GO): proteasomal ubiquitin-independent protein catabolic process
Cellular component (GO): nucleus; cytosol
Molecular function (GO): peptidase activator activity; proteasome binding
Source: RefSeq, a predicted model, not a curated record
AUUGAUAGCGUGCCGCUCCAAAGAGAAGUCGCUGAAGUUGCCACGCAAUCGUUUUCACGAGAGCUGCUUUCUUUGGUAAAGUCUAAGUGAAUUGCCAUACGGGCAUAGCAAACACAACUGCAAACGCAUUACAGAGGCCCUUUCGGAGAUAGAAGCUUGACCCUCACGAGAGUAGGGCUCGCGAGAGGCAACGCACUGCCAUAUAUAGCUGCGUCCGACGUAAAACACAUACUUGUGCCAAUUCAAAGAAAUACUUAUAGUCAAACAUUUCCCGAGGCGCCAGUCAAGGAUCUUUCAUCGUUUCGCUUUGCGUUGCUGUGCUUAGAGCGACCAAAUGGGGCCGCCGAGAAUUGCACAGACGUGGCUACCGCCUGACAUAGCCAAAGGCGCGUUUGAGGAGGAGCCGAAGCGCUUUGCGGCUCUGGUCCGUGCCACAGUUGACGAUGUGCAGAUUGCGGCGUCGGACACGGACCCCAACCGAUGGCACCGCGUGGUCAAGUGGCUCCCGCACAUCAACACCUUCUGCAGUCUUCAACUGGACUACGAGGCUGAUGUAGUGCUGCCGCUGGCGGAGGCGCUGUGGCGGGUGGUGCUGGAGGCGGCGGAGGACGUGGAGGUGCAGAGCCGCACCGCGUUGUGCCUGGUGACGGUCCUGAAGGCCAACAAGCGCGCGCUGCGCCGCAGCCGCCGCCUGGUGCUGCCCUGGCGGCCGCUGCUGGCGGUGAUGCAGCGGACCAUCGGCCUGCCGCUGCCCAAGCUGGAGGGUGUGGCCAUGACGGCGGCCCGCGGCAGCGCCCUCACCAAGCUGGUCGCCAAGGCGCGCCGCUACUUCCCGCCGGAGGCUCUGGGCGAGGUGUGGGCGGCUCUGGCGCCCGCGGUGUCGGCGGUGGGCUCCCGCCCCGCCGAGGCCUACGAGGCGCUGGGCUACCUGCAGCUGUUCGCGCCCACACACAACAUCUGCGCCUGCCGCUGGUCUGCUGUGAACGGCUGGGUGCGGCAGUGGAUGGGCGCCUGGGGCCUGGCAGCCAACAGCGGCGGCUGGGACGCCCUGUGGCUGUCGCUGGUGGGGAGGGCGGCCAAGCACGACUGGCGAGGCGUGAUUUGUUGGUCUCCGCACCUGCCGCACCUGUAUGGCGCCAUCGCCGCCAUGUUCGACGUGCCCGUGGGCGCGGCGCGCGGCGGCGGCGAGGCCGUCAACCGCCCGGCGCCGGGGCGGGCCGCGGUGCUGUUCGGGGACCAGAUGGGCUACGGCCCCUUCCACGGCGCCCGACUGGCCGUGCACCUCCUCCGCAGCCUGGAUCCAGCCGGCCUGGCUGCGCAGCAGCAGGGGCAGCAGCAGGGCGGCAGUAGCACCGGCAGUAGCGGCGAGGGCGGCAGUAGCAGCGCGCGGGCGGCUGCUUCCGCCGCCUCCGCCUCGGCUGCUGCGGGGCACCUGGAGCAUCUCACAGCGCUGCUGGAGCAGUACUACCACCCCUCCAACACGGGCAAGUGGUCGCGCGAGCUGGCCACCCUGCUCAAGCACCUGAGCAAGGCCGCCACCAAGCAGCUGGAGCGGCAGCAGCCGCCGACAGAGGCUGUAGCAACGGCAGGAGCGGGGGCACCGGCGGCUGUAGCAGGGGCGGGGGCAGCGGCGGCAGUAGCUGGGGACGACUCGGAUUGGGACGACGAGUACUCGCUCCUGCUGCAGCUGCAGGGGCCCGGCGACGGACCGGAGGCUGCAGCCGAGGUGCCGCCAGAGGCUGUAGCAGCCGCCGCCGCCGCAGCAGCCGCAGCAGCAGCCGACGGCAGUAGCAGCGGUGGCGGCAGUAGCAGCGGCUCCCGGCCGUGGGUGGCCGAGCUGCGGGAGCCGGAGCUGCAGCGGCUGGCUGCGUGUGCCGUCAAGCUGGCAGCGCGGGGGCAGUUCAGCAAGGACAACGUGCUGGCCAACGCCAGUGUGGUGGCUCUGUCGCAGCUGGCCCCACUGGCGCCCCGCCUGGUGCUGCCGCUGGUGCUGGAGCGGUUCAGGGCCGCCGUGGCCACCGAGACCGCCACCCACCAGCUGGUGGCUGCUACAGCCACCCUGGCGCUGUGUGCGCGGCCGCUGCUGCUGGCGGGCUAUGCGCAGCCGCCGGCGGCGCCGCAGCCCACCGGCGCGGGCGAGGCGGCGGGCGAGGCGGCGGCGGCGGGCGAAGGGGCAGACGAGCGCGAGACGGCGGCGCAGCUGCUGUCUGAGGCGCUCAUGGCGGUGCUACCCGGGCUGGACGCAAACGACGAGCCCAAGACCGGAGCCGUGCUGCAGCUCUACGUGGCAGUCCUGAGCGCGCUGCCGCGGCUGCGCGGCGCCGGCGAGGACGAAGAAGACGACGCCGCCGCCGCCGCACAGGAGGAGGAGGAGCACGCUUUCGCGCGCUCUACACAGCCCCUGCCUCCCUACCUGCCGCCGCCGCCCGCCACCGCCGCCCUCUCCGCCGCCAUCUCAGCCAUGGACAUCGACGCCGCAACCGCCGCCGGAUCUGGACCCGGAUCCAAGGCGCCGCCGCCCCCUGGAUCCAAGCCCGGAUCCGGAUCCGGACCUGGAUCCGGAUCCGGUGGCGAUGGCGCCGAGAUCCGCGACCUGCGGCUGUCGCUUUACGUGGAGGAGUGGGCGGAGGAGGUGGCGGAGCGCUGCCUUGCCCUGUUGGGCAACCUGGACGCGGGCCCGGCGGCGCGUGGCACGGACAUGGCCGGCGGCGGCGGCGGCGGCGCGCUGGGCAGCAUUGCGGACGGCGUGGCGGCGGCCACCUCCUCCUUCAUCACCGCGGGCCGCACGCUGUUCGGCCCCAUGUGGCAGCUGCUGCUGCACCACGCCCGCCCCAGCCUGCGCCGCCGCCUGGUGGGCCGACUGGCUGGCUUCAUCCUGGGCGGCGGCGCGCCCGGCAUGGCGUCCGAGCUCUCCAUCAUCGCCACGCACGCCGCCUCCGCCGCGCCGCGAGAGACGCUGCGCGUGCUGCUGCUGCCGCUGCUGCGCAAGCUGGAGGCGGACGUGGCAGAGCUGCCGCGGGUGCCGCCGCCGGUGGCGGUGGCGGGUGCGGCGGCGGGCGUGGCGGCGGCGCCGCCGCCCAGUGCCACUGCGGUGGCGGCGCUGCGGUACCGCGUGACGCUGCUGGCGGGCUGCAUGGGCGAGCUGCAUGCGGAUCACGUAAUGCUGCCGUACAUUGACCAGGCGCUGGCGGCGGCGGUUGGCGGCGGCGCUGCGCCGCCGCCGCCGCCGCCAUCUGCGCCGUCGCCGCCGCCUUCGGCGGCUGUGGCGGCGCUGCCUGCCGGCAGCCUGGCGGCGCGGGUGGCGGCGCUGGCUGAGUCGCUGCUGUGCGUGAACAGCGGCGUGCUUCAGAGCGAGGGCGGCGGGCUGUGCGGCAACCUGGUCAUGAUGCUGACUAGGUAUUGGCUGGAGCCGCACCUGCCCUGGCGGCGCGGGCCGCUGGGCGGCGCGGGCGUGCCGCUGACGCCCGGCGGCGUGGAGGGCUGGGUGGACAAGUACGGCUCCGGCUACCGCACACCCAGCUGGACUGUGCCCACGGCGGCGCACCUGGCGGCGGCGGAGGCGUUAGUAAGCGUCUGGCUGGCGGCGCCGGCGGAGCGGUUGGCGGCGGCGGCGGGCCGCGGCGAGCUGGCCAGUGGCGGCGGCGGCGACGGCGGCGCCAAGCUCAGAGCUAAGAGCGACCUGUUCCUGGUGUCGGGCGUGCUGGCCUUCCUGCUGUCCAUGCUGCGCGACUUCGACUGGGGGCCAGGAGGGGCGGCGGAGGGGGAGAGGGAGGGGGAGGGCGUGUCGCUGGCUGUGUUUGGAUCCAGCGGACACCGCGUGGGGGCGCCCGGCAUCCGCGACAAGCUGGCGGACUCGCUGGCGGCGGUGUGCAGUGUGCUGGCGGGCCAGCCCGGCGGCGACCCCGAACUGCGUGAGACCGCCCUGCGCGCCGCCACCCUACUCAGCAGCGCCGGCAGCGCCGAGUGGGGCGCGGCGCAGGCCACCGGCUCUGAGCAGCGUGGCAUCGUGGCGUGGUUCACUGACCCGCCCGCCGCCGCACGACUGCUGCCCCCCGGCAGCGCCUGGCGGCGGCGCCUGCCGUACUGGGCGGUACAGGCGCGGCUGUUCAACGCCGUGAUGCGCCGCGCCGCCGCCGCCGCCUUCAGGGGCAGCUGGGCCACCACCUGCCGCCCGCAGCUCACCGACCUGACCACGCUCCCCCCCUCCUACCUUUCCCUGCUGCGGGCGGUGGCGGCGCUGUGCCAGCACCCCGCACCCCUCACCGCCAAGUAUGGCGCCGGCGUGCUGGCCCAAGCCACCAAGCGCUUCCCCGCCCUGGCGCCCGUACUGCUGCCGUACUUUUUGGCCGCCAUGGCGGGCGUGCCGUACGACAACGGGCCCGGCCCAACCGCCGGUACGACAGCCGGCGCCGGAUCCGGAUCCAGCGGCGGGAUGUUGCUGCUGCCGCCGCCGGAGUUCUUCGCGACGCUUCGCGACGCAGCGCUGAACGUGAACAACGGUGGCGGUGGUGGCGGAAAUGGCGACAGCGGCGGGGACAAGGACAAGGAGCGUGAGCGGGCGGCGGCGGUGUCUUCGGCGCCGGCGGAUGUGGAGCGGGACGGGCGGGUGGCGGGGGCGUGCCUGGCGCUCAGUAGCAACCAGAGCUUCUGGCGCCUGUUGAUGCGCCACGAGCUGUGGCUGGCGGCGCUGCUGCACGCGCUGCUGGCGGGCCGCGCCCACAACGCCUCCGUGCCGCAGCGCGCCCUGGGCGACCUGCUGCUGCUCAUGGCGGGCCGGGUCAAACACCCGCCCGCCAUGUCGUACAGCCUGACCGCCGUACGGCAGCGUCCGGAGGUGGCGGCGCCGCAGUUUUACGGUACGGCGGCACCGGUUGGUACGGCGGCGGCGGGUGCGGCGGCGGCGGAUGCGGCGUCACUGACGCCGUACGCGGAUCUGGUGCUGCGGCUGGUGGACAUUGCUCGUCCCGGCGGCAGCGGUUUUGGCCGCGGCACGCCCUUCCGGUACGGCAUCAUCGCAAAUGUCGUACUGCUGCUGCUGCUGCCGCACCGCAUCGCGGCGGCCGGCCCGGAGCCCGGCGUGGAGGAGGCGGCGGCGGCUGGCGGCGCGGCGGUUGGUCCGGACCCUCGCGAGGGGGCGGCGGCGGUGCUGCUGCGCCACAUGCUGUCGCUGCUGGGGAGCGAGGCGCCGCAGCUGCGGCAGCUGGGCAUGAGCGGCGUGUUCCUGCCGCUAACCGCCGUGCUCGAGUACGGCGAGCCGGUGCCGUACCUGCAGACCGUGCUGCGCCAGACCAUCGACCAGACCAUGGAUGCCGAGGCCGCAGCGGACACUGCUGCUACAGCCGCAGCUACAGCCGCCGCCGCCGCCUCCAGCAGCGGCAGUAGCAGCGGCAGUAGCAGCACGGGCGGCUUUGGCGGGCGGCUGAUGCACGCGUUGAUCCAUGACCACUCGGAUCUGGACAACGCGGAGCAGAUGAAGGACAAGCGGGGCGCGGGCAUGCUGUCGCUGCAGCAGCGGCUGAUGAACAUGACGUUCGAGGAGAUGGCGGGCGGACUGGCGGGAAUCACCAUGGACAGGCUGUGCCGCUGGCCCGCCGACUCGGCCUUCACGCCGCCGGCCGUGGGCGACGGCUCCUUUGUGGUCAAGCACGCGCGGCUGGUGCAGCUGCUGGCGGCGGCGGCGCCGGAGCAGAUGCUCCGCACGCUGCGCCCACGACUGGAGGCGCUCACCGCGCCCGAGCGCCUGGCGGCCGCCGCCAGCAGCAGUGACAAGUGCGAGACGGCGGCGGCGGCGGAGGCGCUGGCGGGGCUGAUCGCCAGCGGCGCGCCCUGGGUGCCGGUGCCGGCGGCGGCGGCGGCGGUUGGUCAGGAGGGCGGCGGCGGCGGCGGCGGCGGUUGGGCGGUUGCGGCGCUGGGCCGCGCGAUCCGGGCCACCAGCCUGGACAUGGCGGCCAGUUGGGCGCUGUCGUACAGGUUCGCGGUUCGCGGCAUGCUUGAUGCGCUGUCGCCCGAGCGCCUUCACGCGCUGCUGCCGCCGUCGGCACUGCCCGGAGGCGCCGCGCCGCCGCGGCCGCUGCUGGCCGCCGCCCUCGCCGCCGACCCCUCCGCCGCCGCCACCGCCGCCGCCCUCGGCGACCUGCUGCGCCUCACCGUCGCGCCGCCGGCUGCUACAGCCCCUGCUACAGCCGACCCGGAGGCGGGCGGCAGUAGCAGCAGUGGCACCGGCAGUAGCAGCGGCAGUAGCAGCGUCAGCGGCAGUAGCGGGUUCUCGGGCUUGGCGGGUCAGCUGAAGCGGCUGCGGUGUGUGGGCGAGGUGGUGCGGGAGCUGGUGGGGGGAGACCCGUCCAAGCCGCCGCCGCAGCAGGUAGUGUCCUUCCUGUCCGGCGUGUUGGACGAGCUCUCACUCCUGGUGGCCGCAACAGCCGCCGCCGAGCCGCCCCCGCCGCCGCCGCCGGCCCUGCAACCGUCAACCGCCGUAACCGCAACCGACAGCGCGGCGGCGGACGCCGCCGCGAUCGCGGCGGCUGUGGCGGCGGCGACGCCGGACAGCCUGCGGCUCCGAGCUAACAUCGCGCCGCCUUUGCUAGACGUGAUUGCCUAUCUAAGAGCCGCCGACGGACUGCUAGCCAGGCAGCAGCAGCAACAGCAGCAGGCGGCGGCGCGAAAGGGCAACGGUAACGGUAACGGUAACGGUGAGAACAGUGACAUCGUGCACGUCAGCGCGGCGGCGAGCGGGCAGUCCAGCCCUGUGGGCAUGGAGGUGGCUGACACGGAGGACGAGGGCGCGGUGCUGGUCUCCCACCGCACCUCCGCAGCAGCAGCGGCAGCAGCAGCAGCAGCGGCAGAUGCCGGGCCCGGCGCGCCGCCGCCGCUGCACACCAGCCUGCUGCCGCUGCAGGCGCGCGCGGCGCGGCUUGCACUGGCCCUGGCCAACCGCUUCAACGCCGCAGCCGUGUCCGUGCAGGACGCUCGCGGCGCAAUCACACCCGCCUCAACCACCACACCCGCCUCAACCACCACACCCGCCUCAACCACCACAGCAGCUACAGCAACAACGACACCCGCUGGCGGGGCCGCUGGCGCGGCGCCGGCAACGCCGCCGCGGCCGGCGGUGGCGGCGCCCGCCGGCGGCGGCAGUGCCGGCGGCGCGUCCGCUGACGACAUGGUGGUUGUGGAGCGGCCGGUGGAUGACGUGGCGUCGCUCAACACCUCCGGAGCCCGCUCGCCCGCAACUGCCGCAACUGCCGCAACCGCCACCCCCACCGCCGCCGGCCCCGCCGCCGCAGCUGCUUCCAUGGACGUGGACGCGGGCGCUGCUGCUACAGCCGCUGCUACAGCCGCUGCUGCUACAGCUGCUACAGCCUUGGCGGCUGCGCCGUCGCCGGCCCAGAUGGGCGGCUGGGUGGCGGCUCUGGGUGUGGGCGCGGAGGUGUUGCUGCUGGCGGCUCAGCGGCACCGGGCGCCGGGUCUGCGGGAGCUGGUGGUGGGCAUGCUGCCCGGGCUGAUGCGGCUGCAGGACGUGGCGGGCCCAGAGCUGCAGAAGUUCGUGCGGGAGUUCCGAAUGGCCUUCUACGUGGCACGCGCCCUGGGCCUGAACACGCACGCCGCCGCCGGCGACACGCCCGGCGGCGCGCUGGUGGCGCACGGCGGCGGCAGCGGCGCGGUGGCGGCGGCGCUGGCGGCGGCGGAGGCGGCGGCGGAGGUGGAGGUGCCGUGGAGCAGCCGCGCCGCCGCGUUGUCGUACUGCCAGAUGCUGUGGUUCAGGCACUCGACGCUCAUGUCGCCGCAGCAGCUGGCGCGGCUGCAGGAUGUGGUGACUGCCCGGCUGCCCGACGCCAAAGCCGAGGUGCGCGGACUGGCCGCCGCCACCCUGUCCGGCCUGCUGCGCGGCACACACCCCGCCGCCGUGCAGCUGCUCCGCACCGCGCUGCUGGCACGCGCAGCAGAGCUCUUCGGCACCACCGCCGCGCGGGGCACCAAGCGCGGCGGCGCAGCCGCCGCCACCGGCGGCUCCGCCGCCGCUUCCGCGGCGGCUGCGGCGGCUCCGCCGCCUCCGCCGCCUCCGGCCCUGCCCUCCGGCGCCACGCCUCUGCUGUCCAAGCACGGGGCUGUGUCGGGCCUGAGUGCGCUGCUGAUGAGUCAUCCGUACGACGUGCCGGCGUGGCUGCCGCCGGUGCUGAUGGCGCUGGUGCGGGCGGCGGGCGGCGGCGAGCGCGACGGCGGCGUGCGGUCCGAGGCGGGGCGGGCGCUGGGCGAGUUCCGGCGCACGCACGAGGCGGAGGCGUUGGACGAGCUGCGCGGGGUGAUGAGCCCGGAUGACUGGGACAGCUUCACGCACGCCACGGGCACGGCCAGCUACUUUGUGUGAUGUGAGGGAGAGGUUGGGAGGAGAGGGGGAGGGAGAGAUUGGGAGAGGGAGAGGGGAGGGGGAGGGAGGCGGUGAACUCUGGACUAAUCCCGUAAGGAAACAGUCGCGAAGCUGCAGCCGCAUAUGCGCUACCGUACAUCACCAAAGGUUGUGCGGCGAGCUUGGGCGGUGCAGCGGCAGGAGGAAGUAGCAGUCCAGAGCGGCUCCGAAGUCAUGUCAGCAGUGCGAGCCGCCGGAGGGGGAUGGUGUGGCGUGGCGCCAGUGGUGGUUGGUGGUUGGGGAAGGAUGUGGUUGGGGAAGGAUGUGCUGGCGGCUGUAGGAGUUGCGAUACGCGGGCGAUGACGCCGGCGGCACAUGCCGUGGGGAGGAGGGGGUGGGCGGGGGAAACCCCAGCCGCCGUGGUGCAUUUGUACGGCGCAUGUUGUACGGCACGGUAUAUUGAGACUGCUGAGUUGCGACUGGACGGAAGGCAUGCAAAUGCACACGCAUACAUGCGGCACCGCCUGAAAGCUGACGCUGUGUGUUUGGGCGGCUGAGAGGCUGCGACGCGCGGUGUGUGUGCUUGAGAAAUGUUGACACGGUGUAACCGGACACGUGC